Paralichthys olivaceus (Japanese flounder) is the source of this 1431-nucleotide messenger RNA. The record is from RefSeq and is a predicted model, not a curated record. NCBI's taxonomy places the organism in Eukaryota, Metazoa, Chordata, Actinopteri, Pleuronectiformes, Paralichthyidae.
AUGAAGAUGAGGAUGAAGACGGGGGUUCAGUCUGUCCUCUGACCGCCUGUAUAUGGAGGAUGUGGUUCUUCAUUAUCAGUCUGGAUCAGUGGAGGAGCUCAGCUCUCUGUUCCAGAGGACAGAGAAGCUCCUGGAUUCUUUCCCCUGUCGUCCUCCUCCGCUCUUCACGCCCUGGUUCCCCUCAGACCACCGCCCCCCCAUCAGACCGGCCAAACCAGCUCCUGUCAUCACCUGCGCAGGUGAUUCACUGGCGUCUGACAGCAGGCCGCACACAACAGGAAAACUACCACAAAAGACUCAAAGACGCCACAAUCAUCCACCUUCAGAGACGACAGGAAGUCCACCUGAAAAAACAAAAAGAGGAGACGGUGUCUUCUGCAUUUCAGAAACUCCGAAUCACCUCCUCCCGUCAUCACUCUGUCCCAAACCAGAGAGAGGAGUCACGGGACUGUCACCGCAAAAACUGCCACAGGAAGACAAACAUGGCGUCACUGUCACAGACGCCAUGGUCAAGCGCUCCUGGAGCGUGUUUACGAGGCGAGGCGUCUUUCCACAGAGCUGCCAGUCGCUGUCCAAACAGUUUGACCACAUGGUGUCUGUCCACAGGCUCCACCUCCGUCAGAGAGCCAAGUGGGUGAUCAGAGGGAGCAACUGUGGGUCGGCCCGGGACAUCGAACAGGUAUGGCAGACUCUGAGCCGGUGCGUCUGGAGCGGCGAGCUGCCAACGUGCAACGCCAACAUCCAGAGGGACCUGACGGAGAUCUGGGUGUUCUGCGACGUGCUCUGCUCCGAGCAGGUGGGACGUUUCCUGAAGGAUGAGCUGCAGCUGUCAGGAAGGAUCGCUCUGUCGGUUCACCAGCGAGGAAACGUCUUCAGUUUGUAGACGAACCAAAGUCGUUUUAUUAGACCGGAGACAACAGACUCAGGUUAUUACAUGUUUACAGGUUUUUAACAGUGAAAACACUUUAAUAUAACACGAUCUAUAAAAGUCACGAUGUUAACAUGGAGCUUGAGGUUCUUCUCCACGUUGGCAUGAUGAUUAUUGAUCAAUCAGAAACCUGCAUCAGGUGUUUACACACUCUCCUGGUUGCUACAGGAACGAACUCAACUACAAUAUCCACUAUUUAUAACUCUCCAGAAGAGCUCGUCAGAUAAAAUCCUCACUACGCUUUACUUUUCAAACUGUAACUAUGGUUACGCCUGGCGUCCACCUCUCAGGAGUUUCCCUUCAUCUCUGACGAAGACGUAGAGUCGAUUAGUGUAUGAACUCUUCAUGUGUUUUAUCUUCUGCUUUGAGACGUCUCGAUGAAAGACUGACCCUCUGAAUUCUCAAAAAUAACUUUUAGAAUUUACUUGAUGAAUGAACUGAACUUGAGUUAAAAAUCACAAACAGCUGAUUGUGUAUUUAAAUUCACCUGAGAACCUGUUUUG